Molecule: messenger RNA, 573 nt
Organism: Trichoplax adhaerens
Lineage: Eukaryota; Metazoa; Placozoa; Uniplacotomia; Trichoplacea; Trichoplacidae
Exons: 6
Coding region: 1-573 (190 amino acids)
Molecular function (GO): beta-catenin binding
Source: RefSeq, a predicted model, not a curated record
AUGGCGUCUCGAGGGAAAGCGGAAACAGAACAACUUAAAAAACGGCUAGAAGAGCAGCUAGAUCGUUUAAUGGCUCAACUAUCUGAUCUUGAGGAAUGUCGGGAAGAUUUAGAUGAAGAUGAGUAUGAAGUGACCAAGAAGGAAACGUAUGAACAAUUAAGCGAAUUUAAUGAUUCACUAAAGCGAAUUGCCGGUGGCAAUAUGACAUUAGUUGAUGAUUUAAAUGGAAUGCAAUUGGCUAUACAAGCUGCAAUUAGUGAAGCCUUUAAGACACCUGAAGUGAUACGACUUUUUGCAAAGAAACAGCCUGGACAGCUAAGGAAUAGACUUGCUGAGAUAGAACGCGAUGGCAAAAUUGGGAAAUUGGCUGUCGAUGUGUACAAACAGCAGAAGCUUGAGAUACUGACAGCUUUAAAAAAAUUAGGAGAUAAGCUAUCCCCAGAAGAAAGUGCUUUCCUUGCAGAUAAUGCGACGGCGUCAUUAAAUCAAUUUGAGCAAGUUUCUGGAGAUAUUGGAACAACUGAAAAUGUAUUAGCGGUUGCUGGUUCGCAAGUUAGUGAAGCUCGUAAGUAG